UUUUUUGAACAUUUUCUUUUUGGCAGGUGGGGAAUGCUAAAGUAGACCAUGGUUGUUGGAACAGGCCAGAGGAUAUGAAAGAGGCAAGACCUCUUACACAAGUCAACGCUUCUUAUCCGGGGAGUGACGUGGCGGCCGAAACAUCGGCCGCUCUUGCAUCCGCCUAUCUCGUAUUUAAGUCAACCGAUUCCACGUAUUCGAGCUUGCUUCUUAAGCAUGCCGUACAAUUAUUUCAAUUUGCCGAUAAAUAUAGAGAGGUUUACAGCAUUAGCAUUCCCGAUGUUCAAACCUACUAUAAUUCCACCGGCUACGGAGACGAGCUUUUGUGGGCCGCCAGCUGGCUUUACCAUGCAACGGGCGAGGCCACGUAUAUUGAUUACGUGACGGGCGAAAACGGAGACGAUUUCGCUAAUUGGGGUAGUCCGACUUGGUUUAGUUGGGAUAAUAAACUCCCGGGAGCUCAGGUGUUGUUGUCGAGGAUUAGUUUUUUCGGUUCGAAAGAAGUGUCGAAUUCCGAUGCGCUCGAUAAGUAUAGGAAGACGGCGGAAGCUGUGAUGUGUGGCCUUAUACCGAAAUCUUCAUCCGCCACCUCGAGUAGAACCGAAAACGGUUUAAUAUGGGUGAGCGAAUGGAACGCGUUGCAGCAUCCCGUGGCAUCGGCCUUUUUAGCCGUCGUUUAUAGUGAUUACAUGCUCACUUCUCGAACCGAUAAGCUAUCUUGCGAUGGCGACAACUUUAAAGCCUCGGAUCUUCGGGAAUUUGCAAUCACACAGGCAAAUUAUGUUUUGGGGAAUAAUCCGAUGAAAAUGAGUUAUCUUGUGGGAUUCGGGAAUAAGUAUCCGGAAUAUGUUCACCAUAGAGGAGCCUCGGUUCCGGGAGAUGAAAACCCGGGCUGUAAAGACGGGUUCAAGUGGCUUGAUUCGGACGACCCCAACCCGAACGUGGCAACCGGGGCCCUAGUGGGGGGCCCGUUUCUUAAUGAAUCGUAUGUGGAUUCGAGGAAUAAUUCGAUGCAGGGCGAACCGACCACGUAUAAUAGUGCUUUCAUUGUUGGGCUUCUUUCUGGUUUGGUUGCUACUUCUUCUGUGGUGCAAUCUUUUGCAUAA
Messenger RNA from Erythranthe guttata (spotted monkey flower), 1106 nucleotides. Its product is annotated as endoglucanase 2-like. Lineage: Eukaryota; Viridiplantae; Streptophyta; Magnoliopsida; Lamiales; Phrymaceae. Gene Ontology annotation, molecular function: hydrolase activity, hydrolyzing O-glycosyl compounds. Gene Ontology annotation, biological process: carbohydrate metabolic process. The record is from RefSeq and is a predicted model, not a curated record.